Messenger RNA from Fusarium poae, 438 nucleotides. RefSeq lists its product as uncharacterized. The record is from RefSeq and is a predicted model, not a curated record. Bases 1 to 438 code for a protein of 145 amino acids. NCBI's taxonomy places the organism in Eukaryota, Fungi, Ascomycota, Sordariomycetes, Hypocreales, Nectriaceae. The transcript is spliced from 2 exons.
AUGAAGUUCAUCGGGGUAUUUGCCGCUCUUUUCGCUUUCGUUACUGCUGACUCAAGCAAUCCGAGCAACGCACUCAGGGACUUUACAGUCGAUUAUAACUGGGAAUGUGGCAAGGUGCUAAACUCUACACUUGACCUCAACAGCUGUGAAUACCUGUUGAACUGGCUUGGAACCGCUUCCAAGACUGGCUGGUGGACGAUAGGAACAGCCGACGUGAUGAAUUGGUCGUCGGGCUUUUGUCAAGUGACCAUCAAAUCUGGACCUCUUUCUCACUUUGUCCUCAACAUGAAUGGUGAAGAGUUUGCUCAAGUCACUCAGUGGGCGCACAAAGAAAAGUGUAAGCUUGGAGGGCAACGCACCAUGAUCGCAGCGAAAAAUUCUAGCUGGACAGCCUACAUUGUCGAACCUGGUUGGGAUCACAAGAGCAGCGUUUUUUAG